Molecule: messenger RNA, 1483 nt
Organism: Brachypodium distachyon (stiff brome)
Lineage: Eukaryota; Viridiplantae; Streptophyta; Magnoliopsida; Poales; Poaceae
Product: protein disulfide isomerase-like 2-1
Exons: 11
Coding region: 32-1141 (369 amino acids)
Biological process (GO): protein folding
Cellular component (GO): endoplasmic reticulum
Molecular function (GO): protein disulfide isomerase activity
Source: RefSeq, a predicted model, not a curated record
UCGUCGCCGGAGCUCGCAGCAAACAGAUCACAUGGCGACCCCUCAGAUCUCCCGCAAAACCCUCGCCCUCGUCCUCCUCCUCGUCGCCGCUGCCGCCGCGGCGCUCUCCCCGGCCGCCGCCGAGGGCGACGAGGUGCUGGCCCUCACGGAGUCCACCUUCGACAAGGAGGUCGGCCAGGACCGCGCCGCGCUCGUCGAGUUCUACGCCCCCUGGUGUGGCCACUGCAAGAAGCUCGCUCCUGAAUAUGAAAAACUUGCGGCAAGUUUUAAGAAAGCUAAAUCAGUCUUGAUCGCAAAGGUUGACUGUGAUGAGCACAAGAGUGUGUGUAGCAAGUAUGGAGUGUCUGGCUACCCCACGAUUCAAUGGUUUCCCAAAGGUUCCCUGGAGCCCAAGAAGUAUGAAGGUCAACGGACUGCUGAAGCCCUUGCAGAAUAUGUUAACUCUGAAGCAGCUACCAAUGUAAAGAUAGCGGCAGUUCCUUCAAGUGUCGUGGUUCUGACUGAGGAGACCUUUGACUCAGUUGUCCUUGAUGAAACAAAAGAUGUCCUUGUUGAGUUCUAUGCCCCGUGGUGUGGACACUGCAAGAGUCUUGCUCCAGUAUAUGAGAAGGUGGCUUCUGCUUUCAAGCUGGAGGAUGGUGUCGUGAUUGCCAAUCUUGAUGCUGACAAACACACUAGCUUGGCUGAGAAGUACGGAGUUUCUGGUUUUCCCACAUUGAAGUUCUUCCCGAAAGGUAACAAAGCUGGUGAAGAGUAUGAAGGUGGCCGGGACUUGGAAGACUUUGUGAAGUUCAUUAAUGAGAAAAGUGGAACCAGCCGUGAUUCUAAGGGUCAACUUACUUCAGAGGCUGGGCUUGUGGCAAGUUUGGAUGCUCUUGUCAAGGAGUUCCACAGUGCAGCUGAUGACAAGCGGAAGGAAGUCCUCUCUAAAAUAGAAGAGGAGGCUGCAAAGCUCAGUGGCUCUGCUGCCAAGCAUGGAAAGAUCUAUGUGAACGCAGCAAAGAAGAUAAUUGAGAAAGGGUCUGACUACACUAAGAAGGAAACUGAGCGGCUUCAUCGCAUGUUGGAGAAGUCGAUCAGCCCUUCCAAAGCCGAUGAAUUCGUCAUCAAGAAGAACAUUCUUGCAAUCUUCUCCUCUUAAUGGCGAAUGUGUCCCAAUCUUGCCAAUGGGCUAUAGUCUGUAGUGCAACUCCCACCUGCCAUGGGCGGAAAGCCAAAAAUAGAAAGGAGAACUGAGGUCAGAGAGAGAUGGCAACGGAAGUUUAGUGACGAUAGAAUAACCUGUUGGGUUUUCUGUUGAAGAUCCCUUCUGUCUGCUGUUUACUUUUAUUACGGUGAUUGACUUAGCGCUAAAAUUUUACUCCAGAACAAUCUUAUCCAUCCAGCGAUGGCAUCAUAAUUUCUUUUGUAUAAUUUGGAAUUUCUUUUGUUGCAUAAUUUGGUAGUUUGAGCUAUAUAUCUUGUCAAUAUCUUUGGUUUGCAA